UGCCGCAGGAGCGAGUGGCGCAGUGGCGUGCGGCGCCUCGCUGCGACCGAACCUGGCGACCAGCGCCGCGUGUCGUCGCGAGUGAGUGCACAGUGGGAGUGCGGCGGCUGCUGACCGCGCAGUGCUUCGUGCCCAGUGAUCGGGGUCUCCGUUACGUACUGUGAUAUUACAAGUCUGCUUCAUUAAAACAAUCGACAGUUUAGUAAAACUGAACGUGCGUCCGGUGCCACUGUAAGUGUUCUCUCACUGAUCCCGACGACACACAGUGCUUCAAUAAGUGCGAGGAGGGUGAGGGGCGGCGUCGCGGCGGCAUGGGGCUCGCGCGCGGGCCGCCGGCGGGAUGGCGGUGAGCUGCCCCGAGGUGAUGUACGGCGCCUACUAUCCCUACCUGUACGGCCGCGGAGCCGCGCGCUCCUUCCACCACGCGCCGCACUUCCAGUACGAUCGGUUGAACGUGCAGAGCGGCGGCGUCAAUGCGGGCAGCAGCGAGGCGUUCGUGUCGGGGGCGCAGUCCCCGGGCUCUCCGCCGCACGCGCUCCCGGCGCACCGUCUGCGCACCAAGGAGGAGGAUCUCUCUGCACACGGCCGAGCCAGCGCUGACGGCGGUUCGUCCGAGUCGGAGGGCGAGUGCGGCGGCGCGGGUCCGCGAGCGCGCGCGCAGUACGUCAGCGCCAACUGCGUCGUGUUCACGCACUACUCCGGGGACGUCGCCGCGGUCGUCGACGAGCACUUCGCCAGGGCGCUCUCGCUCGACAAGACUAAAGACGGCGUCCCGAUGGUGUCGCGCAACCUGCCGGCGUCGUUCUUCAACGCGGCGGCGGUGGGCGGCGCGGGCGGCGUGGAGCUGUACGAGUACGACCCGUGGCACCAGCACUACUCCGGCUACGGACACGCGGCGCACCGCCACGCCGCCGAGUACCACGCGGCCGCCCAGGCGCACCACAACAUGGCGGCGGCGGCGGGCUACGGGCCGCUGCUGCUGCCCCGCGGCUCUCUGCACGCGCAGUACAAGCCGGUGGAGUGGGGCGCACAGCACCACGCGGCGCACCACCUCGACCCCGCCGCGUGCUCGCCCUACUCUUAUCCCGCAGUACCAGGUCUGGAAGCGCAGGUGCAGGACACGUCCAAGGACAUGUACUGGUUCUGAGAGGAGGCUCUCAUGGCACGCUGAGCGCACGUCGGACCAGUGCGACGCGGCGCCGACAGGGCUCGGUGCGGGCCGCGCCUGCGAGGGGCUGCUCGCCGCUCUAGGGCUGUAAAGACAUUGUCUAGUUUAAGUGUUGUUCAUCGAAGGACUCCGCACGUGCAUCGGUAUUUAAUACCACAAAUGACUGACUCGAGUACACGAGUGUGUGUACCAAGUUUCGACCUGUGUGUUAUCUAUAGUUUGCUGAGGCCAGUUUCCAUGUAAGCUUCCACAAUACGCGCACCUACGGAGUACGUCGAUGUCAAAGUACAGUAGUAUUGUAGUUAGGAACAUUGUAGCUCUAACUUGUAUAAAUUAGAUGAGGAAUGGAAUACUUAGGAACGUUAGUUGAUUAAUACAGAUUGAAAACAGAUAGACGGGCGGUGCAGUGCGGUGCAGUUGUGGAAGGAACUGCUCGAUUGCUUCAGCCUCUCACCGUUAUCGUACCGAAACAAAUAUGCUUCUGGAAAAUCGUAAUCACUCAACAGAUAUUAUUUGAAUGAUUUAUGAAUGUUGUAUUAUUAGCAUAACUAAAGCUGUGAGUUAGGUCGACAGGCUGCAACCGACCAACACAUCGGAAUUAAUAAACAAAAACACGAUAAAGAUAUGCGAAGAGAUAGAUGGGCGGUGGAAGGUGUACGUGUCCAGUUUAAUGACCGGAAUUCAUACUCGUAAUAGCGGGAGCGAUGUUUUGUGAAGUACAUUUGUGUCGUAACGUGUCGCGCGGCGAUCGCACACGGACAGGUGCAGCGGACCGCGCCCUCCGGCCACCGCGCCACCGCGACCUCACUGCACACAGCUUCUCAUGUGCUAACUGCUCGGUGUGAGUGAGGAAGUCGGCUCACCUGGCUGGUCGCAUCGCACCGCACGUUGCGACCACUUAUAUCAUUCAAUGAUCCGGUUUUACAUCGUGUCUUAGUUAAAAUAAUUUAUCUGUGCGGUAUCAUAGAGACGGAAUGUAAUGUAACAUCAUUAGCUCAAUAUUUAGUUCAAAGCUAUGUGAAAGUGAUCUCUGUCGAUAUAAAAUAUUAAAUUAUGAUAAUUACGAGUGAUGUUAGUUCGUUUUAAAGAUUUAUUCAUGGUUCUUCGACAACGGGACUAAAAUAUGAAAAAUUCAGAGUUCAAAAACUCUAUUACGUAAAAAAUAUACAUACCUAGAUAUUUGAAAAAGACAAAAUAAACUGUUUUUAAGGUAGAGUCUACCUAUAGAUCACCUAUAGGUAGACUCUACCUUAAGAUAAUUUAAUUUUAAUCCCCAUCCAAGUCUAUCAUAAAUUCCUUCCUGUAUAAAGUUUUAAAUGUACAUAUCUAGUUUAAUUUAGUAUUUAGAAGAUAGUAUGUAUGUAUUACGAUUGUAAAUAUAAUAAUUGCACAGAAUCAGUAGACCGACUUCGGGCGUAGAGGCCGGGGCCGCCCCGAGCGCACCCUGCCUACCGCCGCACAAUGUGAUCUCUAUGCCAACAUUCUCCUGUACAUUCGUUUGUUCAUCUGUUGGUCGUGCGGUCGUGCGGUCGUGCGGUCGUCGUGCAGCUGGUGCUCUGAACGCACUAGGCCUAUAAAAUCAAAGGCAGCUAUAUCCAAGUCUGUCAAAUAUUUAGGUAAACUACAAAAAUCGGCCCUAAACACAUCAUUACGGAUCCUCCCGAUCCAUCGAAGUACUGCUCUUGCUAGGGCCAGUGUUAACAACACUCGCGGUUUGAGAAUCUGAAAUAACUUUGUUCGUAUAGCUACGAUAUUCUUUAUUUUAAAGCAGAUUUAUAAAGAAUGAGAAUAUUACUAAUAAUCUGAAUUUUAAAUGAUAAAAUCGUUUAUUAGUACUUACUACAGAGUAAACUUAACUUUUUUGAACUGAAUUUGUUAGAGAUUUAGCUGCAUUUGUUAUAACAUGAAAACACUAAAGCAUGUUCAACUAACUAAACAAGAUAGAGCCAUUGUUAAUACAUUUUAUGACAUUAUGGCGUUUAGCUGCCUUUGAUUUUAUAGGCCUCACUUCUUUGUGGCAUUUGCCAACGCUCAUUACGUAGCAUCUGAUAAGAACGAUAGAUGGCGCGCGAGUUGCCUCAACGGGAUGUAAAACAUUUGAUUAGCUCUGUAAUUUAAGAGCAUUUGUAUUGUAAAGAUGUAGCGUGUCGCUGUGUGCGUGGGGAUGCUGAAUGACCGCGUCGAAGACAAUGGAGCGCGGAAUGCGCCCGGAAUAGCGCGGCCGCGUGCCAGCAGCACCGCUGCUAAGAUAAUAAUGGCAGCUCCUCUCGAUUCCUCUCAUUACACUAAACAACAUUAAUAUUCCGGCACUCCCAGCGGCUCGCAUUCCGCAACUCGCGGUCUUGUCAUAAAACUGCGGCCGCGUGUCACUCAAACUCGCGCGUGGCGGCGGCCGCGACCUCGGGAACCUUUACGAGUAUUACCGCUCAACUCGUUGUUGUGGAAGAUUCGUAUUUAGCCGAACGUUAAACUAAAAAUGCGACCUGCACACUGUGCGACACGUGCGUCUCUCGCGCUGUGUGUCGGAGCCGUGCUUGCCGGCUAGAACUGCACUAUGUAUUCAGUAGCUUUAUUACAAGAAGAAGGAAGCGGUCUCGGGAGUGGCAUCCGCUCCCGCGGCACGGAGGCACGGGGGCACGGGGGGGGGGGGGAGGGCGCCUCGCUCGCAUGUUGUAAUCAAUUCCAAUAUACUACUGUGAUUGUUUCACA
Molecule: messenger RNA, 3877 nt
Organism: Bombyx mori (domestic silkworm)
Lineage: Eukaryota; Metazoa; Arthropoda; Insecta; Lepidoptera; Bombycidae
Gene: vg
Product: protein vestigial
Exons: 6
Coding region: 341-1147 (268 amino acids)
Biological process (GO): regulation of transcription by RNA polymerase II
Cellular component (GO): nucleus
Source: RefSeq, a predicted model, not a curated record